Callorhinus ursinus (northern fur seal) is the source of this 1246-nucleotide messenger RNA. RefSeq names its product mitochondrial ribosomal protein L30 (gene MRPL30). Gene Ontology annotation, cellular component: large ribosomal subunit; mitochondrion. The record is from RefSeq and is a predicted model, not a curated record. Gene Ontology annotation, molecular function: structural constituent of ribosome. Gene Ontology annotation, biological process: translation. NCBI's taxonomy places the organism in Eukaryota, Metazoa, Chordata, Mammalia, Carnivora, Otariidae.
GUGGGGUCACACGCGUCCUUCUCCCGCACGGGCCCGCGCGCGGCCCUGGGCGCGACCGGAAGCAGCGUGGGCGAAGCUGGGAGCGGGGCUCGCGGGGCGCUGCGGCGGGCGGCCCUUUGCGGGGGACGGGGAACUGAGACCCUGAGGCCGGGCCCCGCGCGUGCACCGCCCCGGGCCGCCGCUGCCGGUGCUGUUUUACUCGGCACUUGGGAGGACCUAACUCCUCGCUUAGGUACGGCCUAGCCCCAACAUAGGAGGGUAAAAAACUCAAACGUGUUGGUGCCAGCUCUGUGCGUUCCCACAGGGAGCCAAGAAGGCGAAAUAAAACAAGCACAUGACCAUUGCGAGACUCUGGAACUUCCAAGGCCAAGUCUGUACCUCUUGUGGUGAUGGUAUGAACUACCCACUAUCUUUACAAUCUCUUUUUUGCUUACAUCAGCCUCAGAAGAGAACAGUCACCACACUCAUGGCAGGGAUUUUGCGCUCAAUAGUUCAGAGGCCCCCAGGCAGACACCAAACUGUGACAAAAGGUGUGGAGUCUCUUAUUUGCACGGAUUGGAUUCGUCACAAAUUUACCAAGUCAAGAAUUCCAGAUAAAGUAUUUCAGCCUUCACCUGCAGAUCAUGAAAAAUAUGGUGGGGAUCCACAGCACCCUCAUAAACUGCAUAUUGUUACCAGAAUAAAAAGUACAAAAAGACGUCCAUAUUGGGAAAAAGAUAUAAUAAAGAUGCUUGGAUUAGAAAAAGCACAUACUCCUCAAGUUCACAAGAAUAUCCCUUCAGUGAACGCAAAACUGAAAGUGGUUAAACAUUUGAUAAGGAUCAAGCCCCUGAAGUUGCCCCAAGGACUUCCAGCUGAGGAGGACAUGUCUAACACGUGCCUCAAGAGCACUGGGGAAUUAGUGGUGCAGUGGCAUCUAAACCCCAUAGACCAGGAAGCAGUUAAGUCCUAAGGCCAGAGCAGUUUCAUAUUAAAAAAUGCAAAUCAUUUUUAUUUAAAGGUAGUGAGAAAGUGUUCUCAUUAAAAUAUAUUUUAAAUACUAGUCCUUUUCACUGGCUAAACAUGGUGUGAUUCUUCUUUAUAUAGGCUUGGAGGUUUCAGUGCUGCUUUUUGGUUUAACACUCUCUCCCUCUGACCGUUUCACUGCAGAAUGGGCAAGAAUAGUGUUAUUUGAACAUCUGGGUCUAGAUGUCACCUUAGCAGUCACCAUUGACUUUUUUUAAAAAUACUGUUUUCUCUUUUAAUU